Molecule: messenger RNA, 1213 nt
Organism: Alternaria alternata
Lineage: Eukaryota; Fungi; Ascomycota; Dothideomycetes; Pleosporales; Pleosporaceae
Product: vacuolar ATP synthase-like protein subunit D
Exons: 5
Coding region: 118-903 (261 amino acids)
Biological process (GO): vacuolar acidification
Cellular component (GO): vacuolar proton-transporting V-type ATPase complex; fungal-type vacuole membrane
Molecular function (GO): proton-transporting ATPase activity, rotational mechanism
Source: RefSeq, a predicted model, not a curated record
GGACUGCGCACGCUGACUGGCUCCGAGACACCUACCAGACUAUCGCCGGAGCAUUGUCAGCCUCUAUAUUCGGUUUUAGCCCCAUAGCCUUCUCCACCAACUGUUCGAGCCGCAAACAUGUCUGGCAGCGGGGCACGAGAGGCCGUCUUCGCGACGCGGCAGUCGCUCGGUCUGAUGAAGAGCAAGCUCAAGGGCGCUCAGACCGGCCACGACUUGCUGAAGCGAAAGAGUGAAGCCCUCACCAAGCGUUUCCGAGAAAUAACGCGCCGUAUCGAUGAGGCGAAGCGCAAGAUGGGCCGUGUCAUGCAGGUUGCUGCUUUCUCCCUCGCCGAAGUUACCUACGCCGUCGGCGGCGACAUUGGCUACCAGAUCCAGGAGUCCGCAAAGCAAGCCCGCUUCCGUGUGCGGACAAAGCAAGAGAACGUCUCUGGUGUCUUCCUCCCUCAGUUCGAGAGCUUUACCGUCGAGCAGAACAACGACUUUGCCCUGACAGGUCUGGGCAAGGGUGGUCAGCAAGUACAAAGAUGCAGAGAGACGUAUGCAAGGGCAGUGGAGACGCUGGUGGAACUGGCUAGUCUGCAGACUGCCUUUGUUAUAUUGGACGAGGUCAUCAAAGUGGUCAACCGCCGUGUAAACGCCAUUGAGCACGUCAUUAUCCCCCGCACGGAGAACACUAUCAAGUACAUCAACUCUGAACUCGACGAGCUUGACCGAGAGGAGUUUUACCGCCUGAAGAAAGUGUCCAACAAGAAGCAGAAAGACGCUGCCGAGGAAGAAGCGGCAAGAGUAGCGGCAAAGAAGAAGAACGAGGAGGACGAGAAGGACGAGAGUGACGCGAGACAAGAUGCUGCCGAGAGCAAGGACAUGCUCGGCGACGAGGACAACGAGGACGUCAUCUUCUGAGUAAUCGACGGACGCCUAGUAGGGCCUCUUCUUGUAUCUCCUCGCAAGGACAAACUCGUCAUGUCCUUGCUUGAACUCUCGGGCUUUCCAGAAUGCCGACACAGCCUCCCAAGACCACAUUCCGUUUCCAUCCCAAUUCUGAGCGUCGUCUGCGAAGUUAAAUAAGAGAUGAGCAUUGUACCAUGUAGAUGUGAAGAUGGGCCUUCAGAUAAUAAGACUCUAUUAUGCCAGCCUGUAUCUGAGAAUGCCGAACGAGGUAUCAUAAACGCAUAAAUCCAUAGCAAUAAAUCCAUGUACAGUAACCUACUGU